AAAAUUAUGAACAAAAGACUCAUUAGGAAACAGAAAGUUGAAGAGGCUAUGAAAAAGUACAUCAGGAAUAAACCAAAAAUUAAGAAAGGAAGAGUCAGGAAUAUUUCAACUUAUAUUGGCAGAGACUAUACUAGGUUCGACGAACCAAUUUCUCCUUCAAACAAUAGCAGAGAACAAAAUUUUAGCUUCGGGUCCAACGAAGUAGAUUCGAAUAGAAAGAAGCUUACCCAUCCAAAAACUCUUAAUAAAAACAUUAUUUAAGAAACCAACUUUGAGCGUGUCCCCUGACUCAUUAUUGGACAUAAGUUUUCAGAAAAUGGGACAAGAUGAAUUAUCAGAUGGGGAUGAGAUUCAAGGGAGUGAAAUACUCACAUGCAACAUCUGCUGAUCUAAUAAAUCUGAAGAGUUUAUGAUCUGUAGGUUCUGUGGUAACAAUGCCUGUAACUCUUGAUGGGAUUCAGUUACUAAGAAAUAAAUCCAAAUGCUUUUAUUGCUCACAGAAAAUCACUCAUCAGGAUUUAAUCAGAAAUCUCAUGGUUGAACAGAUCAGGCAGAAAGAGAAAAUUAUAGACUCCAGAUACAAAAGCCAACUGAUUAAAAAGUGAUCUGCCCACAAAAAAACAGGUAAACUUUUUUGAGAACACUGCUGAUGCUUCAUUUGCACAGAGUGAGUGACUGAUCCUAUCCAUUCUGGGCAUAAAAUAUGAGAUAUCAAUGAUAGACCUGACAUUAAAGAAAUGAUCCAAGAGUCAAAUCAGUUUGUGGAAGAGCUUCAGAAUGGAUGAAAUCUACUCAAACAGUCAAUCAAAAGUCAUUCUGAGCUUGUGGAUACAAGCAUUAAGGAACUAGCCAUUUAUAUCUCCAGCCUUAAAAAUAAAAUUCUAAAGAAAAUUGAAGAAGAUACAAGGUUUCUCAAAGAAAAAGUUGAUUUAGAAAUAUACCUCAAUAAUGAAGCCAAGAAAGAGUUAGGGCAGUUUCAGAAAAUUGUCAAUAAUGUUACCAAACUUAGCUCUAAUACCAUAAACCCUCAAAAUUUGAGAGAGGAACUAGACAGGCAUCUUGGCUAUAAUGAAGCUCCAAACAUCAAAGAUUUGACAGCAAAUUCAAAGCUAGAUUUCUCGAAGGUAUCGAUUGAAGAAAAGUUUCAUUUGGGAUGAGACUCCACUAAACAAACAAAGUUCUCAGAAUUCAUUAAAAAGACUCUAAAAGAAAGCAUUAAUCAAAUGUUUUAGAUUCCAAUCUUGGA
This is a messenger RNA of Moneuplotes crassus, 1246 nucleotides long. The record is from the annotation of a GenBank genome assembly. NCBI's taxonomy places the organism in Eukaryota, Ciliophora, Spirotrichea, Euplotida, Euplotidae.